UCGAACAACUCAACGCGCCAAACGUCUCACUUCCACUCGUAUAUAUACUCCUCCACGCCUUCGUCUCCGCAUCCAAACAAUUUUUUUUUGCAGAAUUCCAUUUUCGUUCGAUCGCAAGCGAGUCAGCAGCAAUGGCCAACGCGAGGAACGCGGCUGCUGCGCCGUCGUCGUCUUCGUACUCCUCGUCGGCGUCCGACGGGGAGAUUCUUCGGUCGUUGCACCGUUUGGCGAGGGAUUUGGCUGGGGCCGAGGCGCCGGCGCCGUUCUUGGAGACGGUGUUCGCGGCUGUGUCCAGGCGGGCGAAGCUUCUCGCCGCGGUGUUCGAUGACCUGCUCAGGUGCGGGCGGCUGCCGCGGUCGGCGUCGCUGUGCCUGCGCGAGGUGCUGCUCGUGCUGCAGCGGUUCAAGGCCGUGGUGGCGGACUGCUCGGCGCGCAGCCGGAUGCGCCUGCUGCUGCAGGCGGACGAGGUGGCGGCGCGGGUGCGGGAGCUGCAGCAUGACCUGGCCACGCUGCUGGAUCUUCUCCCCGUGCCCGAGCUCGGGCUCGCCGACGACGUGGUGGACCUCCUCGCGCUCGCGUCCCGGCAGUGCCGGCGAGCUUCGCCGGCGGACUCCGCGGAGCACGAGCUGAAGGCGGGCGUGCUGGCGCUGAUCCAAGAGGUGGAGAGGGAGAUCGUCCCGGAGAGGGAGAGGCUCGAGAGCAUCCUCGAGGAGGUGGGCAUCAACGACCCGGCGUGCUGCAGCGACGAGAUCGAGACCUUGGAGCGGGAGAUCGGCGACCGCGUGGCGGAGAGGUGGACGUCGGCCAUGAUUGCUCUCGUCGGGCUCCUCCGGUACGCUAAGUGCGUCCUCUUCACCGUAGCCACGCCGCGGCCGAUGGACUCCAAGGUGGAUCUUGACGAUGAUGACGACGACGCCGACCCUCCGGCGCCGCCCAUGGACUUCCGGUGCCCCAUCUCUCUCGAUCUGAUGCGCGACCCGGUUGUGUCGGCGAGCGGGCAGACGUACGACAGGGAUUCCAUCACCCGGUGGUUCGGCUCCGGCAAGUCGACCUGCCCCAAAACCGGGCAGGUGUUGACCAGUUUGGAGCUUGUGCCCAACAAGGCGCUCAAGAACUUGAUCUCGCGGUGGUGCCGGGAGAACGGCGUCGCCAUGGAGAGCUCCGAGCCGAGCAAACCUGAGCCAACGCCGGUGGUGGCCUCCAACAAGGCGGCGCUGGAGGCGGCGCGCAUGACCGCGUCGUUUCUUGUCAAGAAGCUCUCGGUCUCGUUCUCAACCGCCGCGGCCAACCGCGUGGUGCACGAGAUCCGGCAGCUCGCCAAGUCCGGCAACGACACGCGCGCGUUCAUCGGGGAGGCCGGCGCCGUCCCGCUCCUCGUGCCGCUGCUCCACUCGGAGGACAUCGCCACCCAGCUCAAUGCCGUCACGGCGCUGCUCAACCUCUCCAUCCUUGACGCCAACAAGAAGCGCAUCAUGCAUGCCGAGGGCGCCGUCGAGGCGAUCUGCCACGUCAUGGGCAACGGCGCGACGUGGCGCGCGAAGGAGAACGCCGCGGCCACCGUGCUCAGCUUGGCGUCCGUCCAUUCGUACCGCCGCCGGCUGGGCCGGAACCCACGCGUCGUCGAGAGGGUUGUGCUCCUUGUGCGCACCGGCCCCUCCAGCACCAAGAAGGACGCGCUCGCCGCGCUCCUGUGCCUGUCCGGCGAGAGGGAGAACGUCGCUAAGCUCGUGGAAGCGGGAGCCCCGGAGGCGGCACUGUCGGCGAUCGGCGAGGAGGAGACCGCCGUGGCGGUGCUGGCGUCUCUGGCCAAGCGCGGCGGCGCGGAGGCGAUCGUCAACAUCGACGGCGCAGUGGUGCGUCUCGUGGCCGAACUGCGGCGCGGCACGGAGUGGUCAAGGGAGUGCGCGGCUGCCGCGCUUGUGCUCCUCUGCCGCCGCGUGGGCGCCGCCGUGGUGGCGCAGGUGAUGACGGUCACCGGCGUGGAGUGGGCGAUAUGGGAGCUGAUGGCCACAGGCACGGAACGCGCGCGGCGCAAGGCCGCGUCGCUCGGCAGGGCAUGCCGGCGGUGGACCGCCGCGGCCGCAGCCGCAGCCACGGAGCACCCCACAGAGUACACCACCUCCGACAUCGCGGCUCCGGCAAUUACAGCGUCGUGAAAAUUUCCACCACGACCACAUUAAUUUCAUAGGAUCAGAUAAAAAUUCAUUUUUUUUCCCCACACACAACGAAUGCUUGUACAAAAAAAAGAUUGUUUCUUGCCCUUCGAGGCUUUCACGAUUCUUUGGUCCCUGGGCCAAUUUCAGUAAUUGAUAAACUGCACAUACAGUUAUACAAGUUUCA
Molecule: messenger RNA, 2340 nt
Organism: Oryza brachyantha (malo sina)
Lineage: Eukaryota; Viridiplantae; Streptophyta; Magnoliopsida; Poales; Poaceae
Product: U-box domain-containing protein 16-like
Exons: 1
Coding region: 132-2156 (674 amino acids)
Biological process (GO): cell surface receptor signaling pathway; protein ubiquitination
Cellular component (GO): nucleus; cytoplasm
Molecular function (GO): ubiquitin-protein transferase activity; protein binding
Source: RefSeq, a predicted model, not a curated record